AUGGGGGACCGAGAGCAGCUGCUGCAGCGAGCCCGCCUGGCCGAGCAGGCGGAGAGAUACGACGACAUGGCCUCGGCCAUGAAGUCGGUGAGUGGGCUGAAUGAGCCUCUCUCAAAUGAGGAUAGAAACCUGCUGUCUGUAGCCUACAAGAAUGUAGUAGGAGCAAGACGAUCUUCCUGGCGUGUCAUCAGCAGCAUAGAGCAGAAGACUAUGGCAGAUGGGAAUGAGAAGAAGCUGGAGAAGGUUAAAGCCUAUAGGGAGAAGAUAGAAAAGGAGCUGGAGACAGUCUGCAAUGAUGUUUUGGCUCUCCUAGAUAAAUACUUGAUCAAGAACUGCAAUGACUUCCAGUAUGAAAGCAAGGUCUUUUAUCUGAAAAUGAAGGGGGAUUACUACCGCUAUUUGGCAGAAGUUGCUGCUGGAGAGAAGAAGAACAGUGUUGUGGAAGCCUCAGAAGCUGCGUAUAAAGAGGCUUUUGAGAUCAGCAAAGAGCACAUGCAGCCCACUCACCCAAUUAGGCUCGGGCUGGCGCUCAAUUUCUCAGUGUUCUACUAUGAAAUCCAGAAUGCUCCUGAGCAGGCCUGCCUUUUAGCCAAACAAGCCUUCGACGAUGCCAUAGCAGAGCUGGACACACUAAACGAGGAUUCCUACAAGGACUCCACUCUCAUCAUGCAGUUACUUCGAGAUAACCUCACUCUGUGGACGAGUGAUCAGCAAGAUGAAGAAGCAGGAGAGGGCAAUAAUUAAAAAGCUUUCCUCUGAUCCCUCUUUCAUCCAUACACCAUCCCCAUCAUCACCAAUAUUUCCUUGCCACAGUCACACUAAAUAUCUAGUGCUAAGCAUAUCUGUAUUGUACAGCUGUUCAGAUCUGCUGUCCACUUGAUCAAGAAGCAGCUUCAGAUCAGUCUUCAUGGGCGUUGAUGGAUUGAUUGGUUGCUUUAUUAGCCCUAUUUAUCUUAGGUGCACUUGAGUAGUGCAGAAAGAUGCAUAGUAAAUGAGGCAUUUUUAGUUUGCCUUUUGAUUGGAAAAUAUGGGAAAGAACAAUGGCAAGCAAUUGAAGAGAGGUUCCAGUUGAUUUUUUUUUUCCCAUUAGAGCUGACAGUUCUGUUAAGCAGUACAGUUUAUGCAUGCAAAGUAAAUUAGCCACUCCAAUUUUUUUUUUCAGUCAAUGGAAACAGUUAAGCUGAUGUGAAAUGACAGCUCUGUUCAUCAGUUUACAAUAAACUUUGAAAUGUGAGGUUUCAGUAGCAAUUUGGGUUUUCUGCUUUUAACUUAUGUGCACAGUUUCUUUCAAUGCAGUGCGUCUACCUAAGAGUUUUGAUACUUGUAAUCUUUUGCAGUUGUUUUGAAGAUCCAUGGAUUUAUUUUUUGUAAACUCUUUGGCUGUUUCGUUGUCUGUGUAUUCUGACAACAGUAUGUCAAUAUUAGCCCAUAUUAAGAUGGAUGACUGAGAUGCCAGACUUCUAAAUUAAAUGUUUUGGAAUUAAAUGAAUAAAAUAAAAUGCUGCU
Molecule: messenger RNA, 1506 nt
Organism: Indicator indicator
Lineage: Eukaryota; Metazoa; Chordata; Aves; Piciformes; Indicatoridae
Gene: YWHAH
Product: tyrosine 3-monooxygenase/tryptophan 5-monooxygenase activation protein eta
Exons: 2
Coding region: 1-744 (247 amino acids)
Biological process (GO): signal transduction
Cellular component (GO): cytoplasm
Source: RefSeq, a predicted model, not a curated record